Psammomys obesus (fat sand rat) is the source of this 1505-nucleotide messenger RNA. RefSeq names its product asialoglycoprotein receptor 1-like. Gene Ontology annotation, cellular component: external side of plasma membrane. Gene Ontology annotation, molecular function: D-mannose binding; fucose binding. Gene Ontology annotation, biological process: biological process involved in interspecies interaction between organisms. Lineage: Eukaryota; Metazoa; Chordata; Mammalia; Rodentia; Muridae. The transcript has 9 exons. Bases 450 to 1331 code for a protein of 293 amino acids. The record is from RefSeq and is a predicted model, not a curated record.
CGUGAUGGCGCUCUUCCGAGGCGAGGCCAGCAGUCAAGCGGGCGUGGAGAGGCCUAUGCGGCAGGGGACAGAGGACCCCACACAGCAGCAGGCAGCAUCUCGCCUGUCACGUGAGCAAGGCGCUUGGCAGGAGCACUCAGGUGCUCGAACUAGUCCGUUAGUGCUCUCUGCCCACUCCGGGCAGGGCUGGAGGCUACAGAGCAGACUUUAAGAUGCUCCAUUCCGGAACAAUACGCAAACAGAAAGAUGAAAAAAAUGGUGAGUUUUCGGUGUUUUGCUGUUUUCCACGCUGAUGUGAAGGUAGCACCAGCACCCAGAGCUCGAGAGACGAGUCACGCCUCACCCCUGAACCCCUCCUUGCCCUGCCUGUCACAGUAGCUGCCAUCCACACUGGAGCUGCGUCUGUUUGUUUGCCAGAAUAAACUGGAUGGCCCAGCUCCGGCGCUAUUAUGACAAAGGAUUACCAAGAUUUCCAGCACCUGGACAAUGAGGAGAACGACCACCAUCUGCGGAGAGGGCCGCCGCCCGCCCCAGCGCUCUGGCAGCGCCUCUGCUCCGGGCCCCGGCUGCUCCUGCUCUCCCUGGGCCUCAGCCUCCUGCUGCUCCUGGUUGUCUGUGUGAUCGCGUCCCAGAACUCCCAGCUCCGGGGGGAUCUGCGGGCUCUGAGGCAGAAUUUCAGCAACUUCUCCGCGAGCACUGAGGACCAGGUCAAGACCCUGCGCACCCAGGGAGGCAGUGUGGGAAGAAAGAUGAAGCUGCUGGAGACGCAGCUGGAGAAGCAGCAGCAGGAUCUGAGCAAAGACCACGCCACCCUGCUGGAGCUCGCGAAGCAGCUCGUGUCCGACCUCCGGAGCCUGAGCUGUCAGAUGGCCGCGCUUCAGGGCAACGGCUCUGAGCGGACCUGCUGCCCCAUCAACUGGGUGGAGCGCGAAGGCAGCUGCUACUGGUUUUCCAGCUCGGGGCGGCCCUGGCUGGAGGCGGACAAGUACUGCAAGCUGGAGAGCGCGCACCUGGUGGUGGUGACGUCCUCAGAGGAGCAGAGGUUCCUCCAGCACCACAUGGGCCCUAUAAACACUUGGAUUGGCCUGACGGACCAGGACGGGCCCUGGAGGUGGGUGGACGGCACGGACUACGAGACAAACUUCAAGAACUGGAGGCCGGAGCAGCCGGACGACUGGUACGGACACGGGUUGGGAGGGGGCGAGGACUGCGCCCACUUCACCCCCGACGGCCGCUGGAAUGACGACGUGUGCAGGAGGCCCUACCGCUGGGUCUGCGAGACAGAGCUGGGGCCGCCAGCUAGGCGCCCCUCCCCUAAUUUAUUUCCUUGAGGCUGAGCUGCGAGGCUUGGACCGGGGAGCCCUGUCUAGGGGUCUCCGCAGCUGGGAGUGUCGGGGCGUUUGUGGCCCAUGCUCGCUGGCGUUCUGACCUACCAGGCUUUGUGCAGCGGACGAGUGUCAACUUUUUUUUUUUUUUUUUAAGAGUAAAAAUAGAAGAGACAUAUA